This is a messenger RNA of Exserohilum turcica Et28A, 1356 nucleotides long. RefSeq lists its product as uncharacterized. NCBI's taxonomy places the organism in Eukaryota, Fungi, Ascomycota, Dothideomycetes, Pleosporales, Pleosporaceae. The record is from RefSeq and is a predicted model, not a curated record. The transcript has a single exon. Bases 12 to 941 code for a protein of 309 amino acids.
ACACCAUCGCAAUGCCCCCGCGGAUACCUGCCCGCCUUUGCUGGGCCUCGUCUCCGCCGGCGCCCGCGGCCAUUGGGCCCGCCGGCAGCCGGAGUGUGCGCGCGUUCUCGUCGACGCCCGCCGCGCUGGCCCUGGGGCCGCAGUCACCAAACUAUAUCGAGGUCCCCAGGCCGCUGCAGCCCACGUACCCAGCCAAGCCGACGGUCAAGGGACACCUGCCAGUCCCACGUGACAUCUUCAGGACGAGGAACAAGCACCCCAAGGAGUCGGACGUCUUCAUCGCCAGGGCCGCCCGGGAGCCCAAGCAGGUCAAAGUGCCGGGCCCCUACAGCAGAGAUGCCGACUACCGGCUGUACAAGCAGAGGCUGGCGGAGAAGCGGAGAGAGGCCCUGAAGGAGGGCGUCAAGCAGCUGCACGAGCGCAAGGUCACGUCCGAGGCGCAGUACAUGGCCAGGAUCCAGGCCAGUGGCGCGCACCGGCGGGCAUUGGCCAUGGCGCCUCGCCGCGAUGUCGAUAUCCUGACCGAGACGUCGGUUGCCGAGGGCAUCCGCGACUUUCUCGCAGACAGCCUGCCCCCGCGGCCAGACAUGUCCAAGGCCCGCAGCAAGGCAUACCAGCGCCGCAUGGCCAAAGUGCAGGAAACGCGCGCAUCCCGCCUGCACGACCUGUAUACCAACGCACGAGAGUUCAUUGUGGACGAGAAGCAGCUGGAAGAAGCCAUUGACAAGGCAUUCGGCACCGACGAGUCGCCCGUGGGCUGGGACCCCAAGGGCAAAAUGGGCCCGAGACACGAGGGCAACGAGGGCCUCAGCCCAUGGCACGGCCCCCUGCCCGAAGGUGUGGGCGACAUGCUUCAAAAGCUCAAGGGCGGCGAGGGUGUUGGUCUCGCCAAGGAGCGCGUCAAGAAGCUUGCCGAGGAGCUCACCGGGGGCAAGAUGUAAGAAGUGUGAAGAGUUAUGUAUUCUACGGUCAAUGUAUACCAUGGCAGCAACGAGUCCAGCUGUCUUUCCAUCCAACCAUGGCAUCAGCAAGUUCGAUACUUUGAAACCAACUGACCACGCCACCAAGGCCGGACGCAGCUACUCAGGCAUCUCCUAUCUACAGCCACGGGCCAUGUUUGUUAUCUCGCGACUGGAGUGAGGCCAGCGGUGUGAACGUCCAGUGCACGUGGAGUAGCUUUCACCUCCAUCUCACCGAUUCGGACUAGUCCUACUCCAUGGUCCACGUUGUAGCGCCCUCCCUGGUACUUUAUUCUCCCUCACUUUCCUCAGUAGCAAAGUCUUCUUUCGCCCGUCAACUCAACCCAACUCCAUUAUUCACAACUAUUCCCUACACAACAGCUACCACCAAUACCUC